Monoraphidium neglectum is the source of this 279-nucleotide messenger RNA. RefSeq lists its product as hypothetical. The coding region runs from base 1 to 279 and encodes 92 amino acids. NCBI's taxonomy places the organism in Eukaryota, Viridiplantae, Chlorophyta, Chlorophyceae, Sphaeropleales, Selenastraceae. The transcript is spliced from 2 exons. The record is from RefSeq and is a predicted model, not a curated record.
AUGGCAGCCUGGAUCCCCCUGGUAUUCGAGAUUUUUGGCUGCAUCAUCAUCAUCACCCUGAAGCUCAUCUUUGACCACACACGCCUGGGGCGCCGCGCCGCGCCCGAGGGCGCCCGCGCCGGCAGCGACGACGGGUCAGAUGCAUCAGAGGCGGCGCAGGCUGCAGCGCAGCCUGUCAAGCCGUCGGCCGACGCCUGCGCCUGCCCCCACUGCGGCAGGGCGGGCGAAGUCAUUGUCCAAGUCAGGCCCUCGGCGGCCGCAGGGGCCGAGGCUGUCUGA